Messenger RNA from Aethina tumida (small hive beetle), 1329 nucleotides. RefSeq names its product very-long-chain (3R)-3-hydroxyacyl-CoA dehydratase (gene Hacd2). The transcript is spliced from 5 exons. Gene Ontology annotation, molecular function: 3-hydroxyacyl-CoA dehydratase activity. Gene Ontology annotation, cellular component: endoplasmic reticulum membrane. Gene Ontology annotation, biological process: fatty acid elongation; very long-chain fatty acid biosynthetic process; sphingolipid biosynthetic process. Lineage: Eukaryota; Metazoa; Arthropoda; Insecta; Coleoptera; Nitidulidae. The record is from RefSeq and is a predicted model, not a curated record. The coding region runs from base 65 to 1168 and encodes 367 amino acids.
AUAACAUUACCGACUGACAUAACCUUAGGAAACAAAUCGAAAUCAUUUAAGUAAAUAGUAAAUAAUGACUGUGCUAAGCCCUUUUGUCUACUGGGCCCAAAACGAAAAGAACCUGUUCCUGAAAAUUGAUUUGAAAGACGCCGAGGAUGUAAAUGUAAAAUUAGAGAAACGUAACUUAAAAUUCGCUUCCAAGGGUCAAGGUGCACAUGGUAUGAAACAGUAUGCUUUCUCAUUAGAUUUCCAAUUUGAUGUUGACACUGAAGAAUGUAUAUAUAAAGUGACUGGCAACAAGGUGGAUUUCACAAUUAACAAAGCUGGUAAGGGAUGGUGGCCAAGACUGACAGCACAACCCACAAAACCUGCUUGGUUAAAGAUUGAUUUUGACCGGUGGCAGAGUGAAGAAGAUGUUCUUGAUGAGGAAAUGAGGGAUAUUAAGGAGGAUUAUCCUUAUUUAUAUGAUGAGCUGCAAAAACAAGAAAUUGGAUACAGGAAAGAGGAUUUCAAGAAAGUGUAUCUGACACUUUACAAUCUGUUAAUGUAUGUGGGGUACAUGUAUAUAGUGGUGGUUCUGUGUAUAAGAUUUUCAAGGGAUGGCUUCCAAAGCCAUGUGGGAUCAUAUGAAGCAGUUGGACCUGCAAUUAUGUUCUUGCAGCUACUGCAGUUUUUGGAAGUCAUGCACCCUAUGUUUGGGUAUGUCAAGGGUGGAGUGUUUAUGCCAUUUAUGCAGGUGACUGGAAGAUUUUUGGUGCUGUUCUUUAUGAUUGAAAAGGAACCUAGGAUUCAAAAUAUGCCAGUGGUAUUUUAUUUAAUACUCACCUGGUCUGCCAUCGAAAUAAUCAGAUAUCCUUACUACAUGUCGCAACUGCAUAAAAAGGAAAAUGGGUUGCUAACGUGGCUGCGUUACACGGCGUGGAUUUUUUUGUACCCCAUUGGUUUCAUAUGCGAGUCCGUUAUCAUUUUCAGGAAUUUAAUUUUCAUUGAAAACAGCGGAAAAUGGUCUAUAUCGAUGCCGAACGCCUUAAAUUUCACAUUUCACGUACCCACAAUUUUGAGAUUGUAUUUGCUCAUCGGUAUGAUUCCCGCCUCGUAUGUACUGAUGUCUCACAUGUACAAGGCGAGACAACAAAAGUUAGGCAAGAAGAGGCAUGGCUUGAAGCUAAAGAAAUAGCAGAAUCAAAAUCACGCAUACAAUAAUGUAGCAAGAUUAUCACCCUGUGGAAGUAGAUGCUGCUGAUACACGCUUUGUGUUGUAUUUUUACAUUGAGUAGAGGAUGAAUGUUUUUUGUACAGUUUUUGUUGAUAUUCUUCAAUAAAGAAUCUAUUGAUUUA